AUGAGAGUGCGAUCGCCUCCUUCGGCUCUCUUGCUACUUCUUCUACCUGCAAUUGUCUCCUCAGCAGCGAUUGAACCAAAAGCGCAAGAUGGAGUACUUGCAGCCAAGGCACCGGUCGCUGGCGCCGUAAAGGACUACACUGCCAUCACCACUUCGAACGCACGUGCACCAACACAAAAGCCGGUUGUUGGUACGAAAGAUGCUCCUGUAGACGGUCAGGAUGGAAAGCCGCAUGCAGGACCAUUUGUCGACAUCACCCCCGAAGACAAGAAGAAGCCUGCAGCUGUCGCCGAGGAUCUGGUGAAGCCUCUGCCCACAUCUCUUUCAAAGUUGAAGGGAAGCGAUGCCACAGAUUUCGAUUCCAUCCCGGAGAAGAAUGACGGAGUUAUGGAUGAUGUGAACCGCCUAUCCCCCAAGGAGGGCACCACUGGUACUGAGGGAGGCGUUACCGAGAGAAACAAGAAAGAGAAGGAAGCACAAGGUCAGACUGGCGAGAAGGUGGAGAAGAAGCCAGAGACACCAAAAGAAGCACCUCCGCUUCCUCAUAGCGAGGAGGAGCGCAUUAGCAAGGACUCGCCAGAAAAGGUCAAGGACGCAAUCAACCCCGUUGGCAAGCCCAAGGGUGCUCAAGGACUUGAGAAACCGGCCGACCUCCCCGAGAAGCCUCACGAGAUCACACCCAAGAAGGCUGCAGAGUUGGAAUCUGAAAAGAAGGACACAUUUGCACACGCAGCACCAGUAGACACCGGCUCUUCAGGAACACUGACCCAUACCGUGGGCUCUACACUGAAAGACACAUUGCCCUACACCGAAGGCAAACAACCGACACCACUUCUUGCAGGAGACGAAACUGAGGGCAUUAUCCAGCCUUUCCAUUCUUUCGUUCUCGCAUUCACCAUGAUCAUCUUCUCCGAGAUCGGUGACAAAACUUUCCUGGUCGCUGCGCUUAUGGCCAUGCGUCAUCCUCAGCUUGUGGUUUUCUCUGGUGCAUUCUCAGCUCUUAUCGCCAUGACUGUACUUUCUGCUGUUCUCGGACACGCAGUACCAACACUUCUUCCCAAGCACUUGACGGCAUGGCUUGCAGCUGGUCUCUUCCUUGUCUUUGGUGGUAAGCUGUUGCGCGAAGGCCUCGAGAUGGACAAGGACGCUGGUGUUGGAGAAGAGAUGCAAGAGGUCGAAGCUGAGCUGGAAGAGAAGGAACACCUCGCGCGCAAAGAGGGUCGAAGAAGAUCAUCGGUUUCGCCAUAUGUUCUCGAAGCCGGUCGUGGCAGAAGAUCUGGCUCGCGUCACAAGUUCCCUGCACGCGCACAAUCUCCUCUGUCCGAUGACUCGAGAUCACCCUCGCCUUCCGGACGUGGAGCAAAGGCUUCGGUGAGCAACGCGCUUGGCGGACUUAACAACCUUCUUGGUCUUCUUCUUUCUCCUGCAUGGGUGCAGACCUUCGUAAUGACUUUCCUUGGUGAAUGGGGUGACCGAUCUCAGAUUGCUACCAUUGCCAUGGCUGCUGGACAAGAUUACUGGUGGGUGACAGGUGGUGCUAUUGCAGGCCACAUGAUCUGCACUGGUAUCGCUGUCAUUGGUGGACGUGCUCUUGCUGGUAGAGUGAGCUUGAGAGUUGUCACCUUGGGUGGAGCAAUUGCCUUUCUGGUCUUUGGUGUCAUCUACUUUUUCGAGGCUUUGUACGACUAG
Molecule: messenger RNA, 1689 nt
Organism: Aureobasidium melanogenum CBS 110374
Lineage: Eukaryota; Fungi; Ascomycota; Dothideomycetes; Dothideales; Saccotheciaceae
Product: UPF0016-domain-containing protein
Exons: 3
Coding region: 1-1689 (562 amino acids)
Biological process (GO): calcium ion transmembrane transport; Golgi calcium ion transport; Golgi calcium ion homeostasis
Cellular component (GO): fungal-type vacuole membrane; Golgi apparatus
Molecular function (GO): manganese ion transmembrane transporter activity; calcium ion transmembrane transporter activity
Source: RefSeq, a predicted model, not a curated record